Linum tenue is the source of this 1568-nucleotide messenger RNA. NCBI's taxonomy places the organism in Eukaryota, Viridiplantae, Streptophyta, Magnoliopsida, Malpighiales, Linaceae. The record is from the annotation of a GenBank genome assembly.
AAAAAAAAAUUGAUGCCAAUUGAAACCUUCUUCAACAGUCGAGUCGACUUCUUCUUCCCCUUCUCCUCCGGACAAAUCCCUAAUUUCAUCUCCGAUUCAGCUGCUCCCUCACUGCCAGUCACCAGCCCGCCUUCUCGCCGACCAUCGCCAGUCCGCCACUGUGUAUCUCUCUCCGCCGCCGACACCACAGCCAUUCGUUCUCCCGCCGGAGACCAGCUCCUCCGUUCCCCCGACGCUCUUCUCUGGUAAGCCUGUUCUAGGAAGUUGCCCCCUUGCUGUUGUGUGUUAGAAUUGAGUUGUGCUGGUUGCUAAUCCGGAUUGCUACCUGUUUCUGAUAAGCCUGUUUUUAGAUGGAUUUUACUAACCUCGAACAAAGAUAGGUUCUUUAUGGGGAGUUAAAGUAUUUCAAAGGUGAUUGAUUUCAGGGUCAUGACAUCCCAGGCCACUUUGUUAAGGUAGACCCUAGAAUGGUCGUGUUACCAGUGAUUGCUUGCAGAUAGAAGUUGAGAAUGAAUGCUAAUGUACCUUCACUUGAAAGUCCUUUUGUUGGCGGUGGGCCAAUUUCACAAACCUACACACAUUAAAGCUCUGCAUUUCAAGUUUCCCACAUUGAAAUAGAUUGCACAUUUCAGAUUGAUGGGGAAGAAAGAGCCUUUCUCUUUUGUCUUGGUUUUUAAAGUAUAUCUUACUCUUGUCAUGGAAUUCUCAUGAGAAGAAGGUGAUGUUGUCAAUGCAGGUUGAUAAGUACCUGUGACUUGAUGAUCAGCCCUCUUGUUUUCUCAACAUGAACAACCAGCGUGGCGAAGUACAUCAGGAAGAACCAACCGUAGCAGGAUUCGAGGUCCCAAAUUCUCCCGAUUCAAGCUACAGCAAUCCUUACCCCGGGACCGAAGACGAGGCAAGGGACCCACCUGCAGUCCCACCACAUUUGCAACAGACCUUGCUUACCUACCCGGCAAGUGCAGACUCGUCGGAGUCGGUCCCACCUCCACAGAAUGUUAUUCUGAACCAUCUCUACAUCGAGAAUCGAGAGCCUCCACGAUCCGUGGCGGCACUCGGGUUCACUCAUCGCUUUAGAUCAAAGUACGUUACGGUUGUGCUAUACAAACCUGUUCAGAGGAGGGGGAGCACCAGCUCAUAGGAUGCACAUAGAAUAAGAAAGGAGGCCUUCAUUAGAAUGUGGGUUUUAUCUCCCUCCCCCCUGGCUCUCCCUCAUUUGUUCAACUUGCUUCCUAUAGGGUGUGCAGAUUAGAAGGGAGAAAGGGGAUGAUCAGGGAAAGAAGCCAGAAAGGAGAAUUUUUAUUUCCUCACGACCGAAAUGAUGAUUGAACCUUGGAGGGUUCUUCUCUCAGCUGGGAUUGUCAGCUGUUGUCAUUAGGGCUUAGAUAUAGCAUUGGAUGGUUUCUUACCUUUCUUAUUAUGUAAAAGAAAGGCAGAAACAUACUUUUGUGUGUUCAUUCAAUGAUUUGUCCAUCUUGAUGGUAAUGGCUCUUAUUUAGUGAUCAUAUAUCUAAUCUUAUAUAGCAUUUGAUGAGUUAGAAACUGGUCUGUUUCUGUCUGUAACUAGA